GUGUUCAACAGGAUCUAGAAUGUUUCUAAACGUAGUUUUAUUGAUUGGUGAAGAUGGAGGUGCUAAUUCCUGAUGAAAACGAGGUGAGAAAAUAUGCUACUAAUGAAAUAAAUAAAAGACAAAAAGUCACAACUUGUGUUCUUGGUUUUGGAAGAAAGAGAAAGGUCCAAGAGCUUAUUGAUUCUCGAAAACGGGAUGACCAGGAGUCAUCAAUGAAAAGGACAAGAAUUCCUAUCAAGAAACACUCUCAUUGUUUGCAAACUAAAGAUUUUCAUGGUAGGAAUAUCAUGCAAAAUCGUGCCAUUGUCUCCAAGAAUUGUUUUUCUGAUGACUUGAUGAAAGGAAGAGAUGUAAAUACAAAAAUAGAUGCUGGGUCAACUCGAAAAGAUAGAAACUUGAUCAAGAAAUGCGGGGCUCAUAGAAUCAAAGGCCUGUAUGGGAGAUCAAAAUGCUCAAUAAGCAAGAAAACAUCUUUGAAUUACGAAAAUGAUGUCGGUGACUUUGAUGAGGACUAUAGAGAGGAAGAAGACGAAGAUGAUUAUGGGUUCACUCCAUAUCCAUCACGAAGAUCUAAUGCUUCAAAAUACAACCGAAAAAAGGAUCAAGAUCCCAUCAUUCCAGAUGAGAAACUAACCUCUGAAGUUGAAGAUCAAGAUGAUGGUGAAAUUGAAGUGAACUAUAAAGACGCAUUUUUAAGGUCAGUAGAUGAGCUGAAUGGUAUAGAGAGAAAUGGAAAGGAGCCUUAUAAGUGUCACCAAUGUAAGAGAACCGACAGAAAAAUCGUUGUUCCUUGCACCAAGUGUAAAGAAAAGUUAUAUUGUACCCGGUGCAUCAAGCAAUGGUAUCCUCAAUUGUCAGAAGAAGAAAUCGCGGAGCUAUGCCCGUUUUGUCGUGGAAACUGCAAUUGCAAUGUGUGCUUAUACUCGAACAUUAAGAUGCCAAAAAUGGACUUUGAUGAUGAUGUGAAGUUGCAGCAUCUUCACUAUCUAAUCAACUCACUCCUUCCGUUUUUAAAACAAAUUCGGGAAGAACAAAUGGAGGAGAUAGCCAUGGAAGCACUUACUGAAGGGGUUUCACAGUCUUCAAUCAAAAUAGAGCAGACCAACUGUAGCAAUGAUGAGCGCGUCUAUUGCAACAACUGCUCCACAUCAAUCAUUGAUCUUCAUCGAAGUUGUUCAAAAUGCUCAUACGAGCUCUGUCUUAGUUGCUGUCGUGAAAUACGAAAGAAUGGCUCUCUUGAUCAAAGAAAAGUUGAUUUCGGGUACUACUACUAUAGAGGUUCCGACUAUAUUCAUGGCGGAGAUCCGCUACCAGCCACUGUUCAUGAGAAUAGUUCAACUAGCCAAUCUGGUUCUGCUACAAAAUGGGUAGCUGAAAAUGAUGGAAGGUUAUGUUGUCCUCCAAAAGAAAUUGGCGGAUGUGGGAAUUCUUUAUUGGAGCUCAAGCGCAUCUUACCAGAAGGUUGGAUCUCAAAUCUGGAAGCAAGAGCGGAAUGUGUGUUGAAUAACUUGAGAAUUGAUCAACCAAAUCUUAUGUCAUUUUCAUUGGAAACUAGCGGUGAUAUGUAUUUAAGAGCAGCUAAUAGGGAAGGAUCGGACGAUAACUACCUAUAUUGCCCUGCAUCCAAAGAUGUCUCGAAGAAGGAGGAGUUCAUCCGUUUUCGUCAUCACUGGGCUAAGGGAGAACCAGUAAUUGUCAGGCAGGUCAUGGAGCAGACAACUGGUUUAAGCUGGGAGCCGAUGGUUAUGUGGCGUGCAUUAUGUGAACAUGUGGAUCCUAACGUCACUUCAAAGAUGUCGGACGUGAAAACCAUUGAUUGCUUGGCUGGCUGUGAGGUUGAAAUUAGCACUCGGAAGUUUUUCAAAGGUUACACUGAAGGAAGACAAUAUUUAAAUUCGUGGCCUGAGAUGUUGAAGCUGAAGGAUUGGCCCCCGUCUGAUAAGUUCGAGGACCUUCUUCCACGCCAUUGUGAUGAAUUCAUUAGUGCAUUGCCUUUCCGAGAAUACACUGAUCCAAGGAUGGGAUUUCUUAAUCUUGCUGUGAAGUUACCACCCGAUGUUCUGAAACCCGAUCUCGGCCCAAAGACAUAUAUUGCAUAUGGAAUGGACCAAGAACUUGGAAGAGGGGAUUCUGUGACCAAGCUUCAUUGUGAUAUGUCGGAUGCGGUGAAUAUUUUGACACACACCAUGAAAGUAUCAAUUAGCAAUGAGCAGCAGUUAGCGAUCGAAAAGUUAAAGAGAAGACAUCGGACUCAGGAUGAAAGAGAGAAGAACGGAAAUCUUGUUCGAUGUGGUAAUGGCUUUAAUGGAGGGAAAGACGAAUCUAUCUCUUCAAACGAGAAUAUUGUAAGUGAAAGGGGAGUUUCGUCUUAUGAUCUUCCUCCACAAGAAGAUACGAAGGAAACUGGUGGUGCUCUUUGGGAUAUAUUCCGGAGGGAAGAUGUGCCGAUGCUGGAGGAGUAUUUAUCUAAGCACUCCAAAGAAUUUCGACACACCUAUGGUUGUCCCGUUAGUCAGGUUUAUCACCCUAUUCAUGAUCAAGCAUUUUACUUGACUUUGGAGCAUAAAAGGAAGCUAAAAGAGGAAUAUGGUGUAGAACCAUGGACAUUUGAACAGUGGGUGGGAGAGGCAGUUUUCAUUCCGGCCGGAUGUCCACACCAAGUGCGAAAUCUCAAAUCGUGUACAAAAGUUGCGGUGGAUUUUGUUUCUCCAGAAAACGUACAUGAAUGCAUCCGAUUAACAGAUGAGUUUCGCAAGCUUCCAAGUGGUCACAAAGCCAGAGAAGACAAACUAGAGAUAAAGAAAAUGGUCUUGAACGCUAUGGAUAAAGCGCUUGCCGAUUUCGAGGAGUUGAUGCAUGCACGCUAG
Cynara cardunculus var. scolymus (artichoke) is the source of this 2867-nucleotide messenger RNA. Its product is annotated as lysine-specific demethylase JMJ25-like. The record is from RefSeq and is a predicted model, not a curated record. Gene Ontology annotation, molecular function: transcription coregulator activity; chromatin DNA binding; histone H3K9 demethylase activity. The transcript is spliced from 12 exons. The coding region runs from base 54 to 2867 and encodes 937 amino acids. Gene Ontology annotation, biological process: regulation of transcription by RNA polymerase II. Gene Ontology annotation, cellular component: chromatin; histone deacetylase complex. Lineage: Eukaryota; Viridiplantae; Streptophyta; Magnoliopsida; Asterales; Asteraceae.